AUGUAUCAUUUGCAAGCUACAGCCGCCCGCAAGCAAUCAGCACGUGGGUUUUUCGAGGCUUCCGCGAACAGUCGGCCAGCUCAUUGGCUGGCGGCAAAGGCGGCCGGCGGCCACGUUCACGUCAAGCCCGGGGGUUUCAGCUCUUGCCGGCGCUCUUGCUUGCAAUGCCUGGCAGACUUGGCAGACUUGGCAGACACGUCAAGAUCCUGGAACUUCGACUCGGCACAAGCGGCCCUGGCACCGGCGGAGAAGGCUUCGGUGCACACGCUCCGCUCAGCAGAGGCUCCCACUGAGGAUGACCGCCACAAGGCACGGAAGCCUGGCGGACGUGGCAUGCACAACGCCGCCUCCCUUUGCCGCAGCUGCUCCGAGCAUCGCCAAGGAAGCCCGGAAGCCUGCGUGGGUUGCGUGAGUUGCAAGAGGGACCUGAAUCGGGCAGCUCCUACCUUUGUGCAUGUCGCGCCGCAGGUGGCUCAAUGCCGAGGCUAG
Messenger RNA from Symbiodinium natans, 489 nucleotides. The record is from the annotation of a GenBank genome assembly. Lineage: Eukaryota; Dinophyceae; Suessiales; Symbiodiniaceae.